GUUAACGAUCCACCUCCGAUACGUAAAACAAAUACACAAAGUGCGUGCCAUCAACAACAACACUAAAACAACGGAUAACAAACCCAAAAGAGAGAGACAGAGAGAGACAGAGAACAAUGAGAGCUGCGACGUGGAUGUUACUCAUUUGUCUGUUAAUUGGACUAUUUAAUAGCGACUUUUGUGGUGCGUCACCAAUUGAAGAUGUGGCCUAUGACGACUACAGGAAUGAUGAUAACUUUGAUUACGACGGAGAAGACUCUGGAACAGAGGCCCCUCUGGUAGCCGUUGAGGAAGUCAAUGCACCGCCAUACUUUGAGCAGGAAGAGAUCUUUGUUAAAGCCAAGCCCGGAGAUGAUGUGAUUCUCAAUUGUGAUGCCCGAAACUUUGACAUCACAAAUGUGGCACUGUGGUACAAGAAGGAUCAAAUAGUCUCGAAUGGACCGAAUGCGAUCAACAAUCGCUUCGAAGCGCUGCGCAACAAUUCGCUGCGUCUGGCGGGAGUGACGCCCGAGGAUGGCGGCGAUUACUACUGUGCGAUCCUGCCGCAGAAUGUGAGGCAACACACAAUGCUGACGGUGGCCGCUCGGCUGUCGAUCCUUUGCGACGAUCGCGAUGUUACGGAUCGCUCGCAGACGUUCAAGCAGGGCGACCACCACAGGCUUGUCUGCCAAACGUUUCUGCCCACCAAGACGGACAUCAAAUGGUCUUUGAAUGGUCAACGACUGACCUCCGCUGGGGAUCCGGCCAGUGGUGUCAUUGUGCUGGACAACGUGGACGAAGAGGACGCCGGCGUUUAUCAGUGUCUUGGUGACGACGGCAGCAACGAUCCACCACAUGGCAUGAUCAACGUUGACGUUCAGUACAGUCCCAAGGUGUCCACACACCGACACCAUGUAAACACCCAGGAGGGCGGCAGUGCCGAGAUCUAUUGUGACUAUCGUGCCAAUCCCAUUGCGAUCAGUUUCUUCAUCAAGGAUGGCAAAACACUCUCGCUGUCCGAUAAGUAUUCCAUCAAGAAUUCGCUGCACAAGCAGCACAAUCGCACCACGUUGAUUGUGAAGAAUACCGAUGACAGCGAUCUGGGUGAGUAUCUGUGCCAUGUGGAGAAUUCCAUUGGCUCCAACGAAGUGCGUGUUCAGCUGAGCUAUGCACCUGAGACACCACAGUUUGAGAACAGCACCAUCGAGGGCAACAAGGUGACGAUGCAUUGGUUGGUUCGUAGCUUGCAACCGCUCUCUGAAGCUGUGCUCGACUACAAGCUGUCGAAGUCUAUUCACUGGAGUACCGUCUCAAUGAUCAAGACGCAGCAUCAUAACCACGACAAGGAGAGCGGCAUCUGGAAGAUUACCCACGAGAUGGAACUGACGCCAGGACUGUGGCAUGUGCGUGUCAAGACGAAGAACACCGUCGGCUGGUCGAACUUUGCACCCAAUCACGAUGUCAUCAUCAAGGAUCCAGAGGAUUCGAGUGUUGAAACGCCGCCAGAGGAUCUGGUGCGUGCUGGAUUUGGCAUCGGCGGUGGCGAUAGUGAGGAAAAGAAGAAUGCAGCGUGUACAUUCAGCUUAGUCCCAGCUCUGAUCAUGAGCGCAGGCAGCAUAGCUUUGUUACGACUCUAAGGGCGUAAGGCAACGGAGUGGACCAGGAGGAACAGCACUGCGCACCUGGUUCAAAUGGUCACCUAGGCAAUAGCAGCUUAUAUCGAUAAGAAUGCCAAUGCAAAAUACCCAAGUAUUCUAAUUAUACACACAUGCAAAUGCGAAUGCAAAAAAUGCUAAUGCGCCUGAAAGGGGUCAAUGUUAAUGUUGAUGUUAAUGUUAAUGUAAAUGUAAAUGUAAUGUCGAAACUAAAAUCAAUCACGCAUAAGCAAAUCCAAUUGAAACAUUUGUGCCAACAAGCAACUAGAAUCACAGAUAAAUGUAGAACCAGAUCAAUAGUUAGCAAGAGAGAUCAAGAGAGAUAAAGAGAGCGCGAAUUAAUAUAUAGCUUAGUUUAGAUAAAGUUAAAGAUGGAGUUAAAGAUGGAAAGAUAACUGCGACGAUUGGUUGAAAACCGCCCAAAACCUAGCAUAUAAUAUUUAUUUGUUUGUAUGUACAAGAGAGACUUCCUCCUUACCUGAACAGAUACAGAAUCGGAUACACACAAACAGAUACAGAUAGGAGUGUAAAUAAAAAGAUACGAGGUAAAUGAGGAUCAUCUACUGAAAUGGUUUGAAUGAGACAUACGCAAACACUUUUUAUUUAAUAAUAAUCAUAAUAAUAAUAAUGAAAACAAAAUAUAAUCGAAUUACGUGAAUCACUGGAAAUAUAUUACGAUAACUAGACCAAAGCUUAGACAUAUGUACCUUAAAACACAUACAUAUGUACGACUAUUUUUUACGAUGAUUAUGACGACGAGGAUAACGAUAUUCUUGAUGGGAAUUGAUUAUGAGAAGAAGAAUUACUUAUUGUUUAAGGGAGAUAUUGAACAAACGGCGUGUUACCAAGUACUUAUUUACAUACACACAAACAUAUGUUACAUACAUAUUACACAUACUAUCUAAGCAUAACGAGUAUCUAUGAAAAAAGAGAAGGAUAGAGAGUCGCUUAUUUGUUUGGCUUCGAUUGAAAUUUGUUUUGCUACAAUACCUGAAAUUAGCCAUUGGCCAUAUAAAUAUAUACAUACAUAUAUAUAUAUAUAUAUAUAUAUAUACAUACGAUCAGAUGGAAUACGGAAUAUAUUAUAUACUUACAUACAAUCAAAAAGCAUCAAUAUAAGAAUAUAUUUUGUAUACUUAUAUUUUAUUUAAGAAUCAUAAUAUAAAUAUUAAAAAUGAAAUCGAAAUCGAAAAUGCUAAUGAUAACGAUAAAAAUGUAAACAACAACAACUGAAAGUAAAAGAUAAAACAUAAAUGUGCCAAUUGCAGUAAUCAACGCAAAGAUUGUAUCUAAAAAUGUUCCAUAUGAAUUUUGCAAUUGCAAAACCUAAUUUCGAGAGCCGACCUGUUAACAUACGACUUGCAUACAUACAUAUUUAAAGCCAGUGUCUUAAACAAAUAUUGUAAUUUUUUCAUUUACCUUUUAAUUAAUGCGACUUUAAGAAUAUAUACAUACCGAUAAAUAAAUAAAGCAAAAUUCA
This is a messenger RNA of Drosophila nasuta, 3114 nucleotides long. Its product is annotated as hemicentin-2. The record is from RefSeq and is a predicted model, not a curated record. Gene Ontology annotation, cellular component: axon; plasma membrane; neuronal cell body. The transcript is spliced from 6 exons. Gene Ontology annotation, biological process: synapse organization; homophilic cell-cell adhesion. Lineage: Eukaryota; Metazoa; Arthropoda; Insecta; Diptera; Drosophilidae. Gene Ontology annotation, molecular function: axon guidance receptor activity. Bases 117 to 1616 code for a protein of 499 amino acids.